Messenger RNA from Fusarium sp. VM40, 621 nucleotides. The record is from the annotation of a GenBank genome assembly. NCBI's taxonomy places the organism in Eukaryota, Fungi, Ascomycota, Sordariomycetes, Hypocreales, Nectriaceae.
AUGGUCGAGAAGCUCUACGUCACAUACAACGAUGUGCACAAGAUGUGCCAGAAGUCCGCUGAGAAGCUUCUCGCCGACUUCCAGCCCCAGCUCCUGAUCGCCAUCGGCGGUGGUGGCUACGUCCCUGCUCGAAUCCUCCGAUCUUUCCUCAAGAAGGGCGGCGCUCCCAACAUCCCCAUCCAAGCUAUCGGUCUCUCCCUCUACGAGUCUCUUGGCAACGAUGAAGUCGAGGCCCCUGGUACCAAGGUCACCCGAACACAGUGGCUCGACCUGACCGCUCUCGGCGAGAUGGAAAACCUCGUCGGAAAGCGAAUCCUCAUCGUCGACGAGGUUGACGACACUCGAACAACCCUUGAGUACGCCGUCAAGGAGCUCGAGAAGGAUGUUGAGACUGCCCGCCAGCGCAUGGGCGACGGUGCCCCCGCUCCUAAGACUGAGUUCAGCAUCUUUGUCCUCCACAACAAGGACAAGCCCAAGAAGGGCACGCUCCCCCACGACAUGCUCAGCACCCGUUACUCUGCUGCUGAGACCGUCAAGGACGUUUGGAUCAACUACCCCUGGGAGGCUAUGGACAUCGACGAGCACGACAGGAACGCCAGCCUGCAGACCAAGAGCAACUAA